Molecule: messenger RNA, 3271 nt
Organism: Eublepharis macularius
Lineage: Eukaryota; Metazoa; Chordata; Lepidosauria; Squamata; Eublepharidae
Gene: ATP6AP2
Product: ATPase H+ transporting accessory protein 2
Exons: 9
Coding region: 47-1111 (354 amino acids)
Biological process (GO): positive regulation of Wnt signaling pathway
Cellular component (GO): external side of plasma membrane; membrane
Molecular function (GO): signaling receptor activity
Source: RefSeq, a predicted model, not a curated record
GCCGGUUUAUACUUCCUCUUUCGCCUGGUCUGGAUUAGCAACAGCUAUGGCGUUGCGGUGGACGGGGCCGGCGUUUUGGGUGGUAGCAUGGCUUGUGGCAGGUAUUUUUGCUAAUGAAUUCAACGUAUUACGAUCUCCUGAGUCAGUCAUUUUCCGUCAGGGAAGCUGGCCAAUACCUGGAGAGCGAAUUCCAGAUCUGGCUGCAUUAUCCAUGGGCUUUUCUGUUGAGGAAGACCUCUCCUGGCCUGGACUUGCAGUAGGUGAUCUCUUUCGGCGUCCUCGAGCUACAGUUCUGGUCACGGUGACAGGGAUAAACAAGUUAAUGCUACCUGAGAACAGUAUCUCUUACCCAGUUGAGAAUGCUGUUCCUUUCAACCUGGAUGGUGUUGCAAAUGCGAUUCAUACUUUGUUUUCUGAGGAAACGCCUGUAGUAUUACAGCUUGCUCCCAGUGAAGAGAGAGUGUACAUGGUGGGAAAGGCAAACUCUGUAUUUGAGGAUCUUUCCGUCACACUACGACAACUUCGGAAUAGAUUAUUCCAGGAUAAUUCCAUUCUGAAUUCUCUUCCCCUCAAUUCUCUGAGCAGAAACAAUGAGGUUGAUCUGCUCUUUCUGUCAGAAUUACAAGUCCUGCACGAUAUCACAAGCUUGCUUUCCAGGCACAAGCAUUUAGCAAAGGAUCAUUCACCAGACCUAUAUUCUUUGGAGCUCUCUGGGUUGGAAGAAAUUGGUAAACGUUAUGGAGAAGAUUCACAGCAGUUCAAGGAUGCCUCUCAGAUUCUUGCAGACUCACUGCAAAAGUUUGCUGAUGAGAUAUACAACCUCUAUGGUGGGAAUGCAGUAGUAGAAGUGGUAACUGUGAAGACAUAUGACACUCCCUUUGUGAGGAAGUCACGAUCCAUUCUAGAGACCUCACAGACCACCCCUGGAAAUCAGUAUAAUAUAGGAUAUCCAUACAACUUUAACUAUGCUGUGGUCUUCAACAUAAUUUUGUGGAUCAUGAUAGGCCUCAUCAUAGCUGUGAUUGUCAUUUCCUACAAUCUCUGGAAUAUGGAUCCAGGCUAUGAUAGCAUCAUUUACAGGAUGACCAACCAGAAGAUCAGGAUGGAUUAAACACCAGUUAAAUCAAACUUGAGGAGGAGUCAGCUUUCUUCCAGUGGUUCAGUAUGGAGUUCCUUUAACAGUGCAACUGUUUCUGUGAAGUUUUUGCUUUUUUAACUUGAAGAUAUAUUUGAAAGGUUGGUAGAGUUGAAAAGCGCAAUGGCUGUGAAAUUGUAAUCUAACUUCCGCUGAACACAUUCAUGUAAAUGAUUCCCAUAGAGUAUGCAUUCAGUUCCUCUGUAUUUCUGGUUAGUAAACAAUGCACUGAAAGUAAGCUGGCAGCAUGUUUUGUCUUAAAUUCUUUACACUGGAAGCUUAGGAUGUUGAGGCAGUGUUAGGUACUGAAUUCAUUGUAAAUGUUUUGUGUAAAUACUUUAAAUUGUUUGUUGAUAGGGAUUUAGUCCUGUUUAUGCUGAAUCAUCAGUAUGAAACCUUUAAUAGAAUAGCUCUUGUUAAAUAGAAUUUAGUUUGUGUGCUUACACUUACUUUCAAUAAAGUGAACCUUUGUAUGAAAAUUUCAUGCAGGAAAGAUCCAGAAUGAGAAAAAUAAACAAUGACGCAUGUUGCAGCAGUGCAGUUGAAAUGUUAUGAAUUACUCCAGAGAAGACCCUAUUAAUAAACAUAGCUUUAUUAAUACCUUAUUCUUUGUAAAGGACAACUAUAGAGUGAUUGUGGACCAAAAUCAAAAAGACAGUGCAAUUCUUCGAUCCACCCUCACCUGAUAUUAUGCAGUUCCUGUAAAAACAUGGAGCAUGUUCCCAGUUAACUUUGCUGAUCAAGUGACAUACUAGAAAUAGUUCCCAGUUACAGUGGGUCUGAUACCAUAUUCCUGUUUCCAAAGCAGAAAGCAACUAAUUUGUAAGUCCAUUUCCCACGUGCUUUAAGUUUUACUUGCAUAUAGAUAAUGGAUAGGAUCUUUAUUUUCUGACUUAAGUUAAUGAAGUGCUGGGUAUGAAAAUGAAGCAUAGGAUUCCUAACAGGAUUGAACCAGAGGUACUAUGCGGGAAACUUGAACUGGAUUAAAAUAACUGAUCCUUCUACUGAAGUAGAUAGUUCCGUAACUUUUUCUGAUCCUCAAACAAUCCCUGUAGGCCCUUCCUGAGAACUGAAAACAAACUAAUCACUUAGAGGUUGCACAUAAUCUUGUGAGUUGGUAAGAGGCUUUGGUUAACAUCCAUCUUGGAAUUAAAUGUUUAAACUAUCAGCUGUAGAUUUUUCAGUAUUUAUCAGUUGUUGUUAGUUCAGUAAACUUAUAUAUUAAAUUGAUUAAGAUUUGAACAGAGCCCUGAAGCCUCCCUGAUUUCAAUAGGAUUUAAAUUUGUUUCAACUAGGAUCCACUUUAUAUACUAGAUAUAUAAAGAUAUCUCUAGAUAUCUCUCUCUCUCUCUCUCUCUCUCUAUAUAUAUAUAUAUAAUCUGAGGAUCUUCUCAUUUUCAUGUGUUAAGAAUAUAAUUUUCCCCAGGGGAUUUUUUUUAGAAAUUUGAUUUAAAGCCACGGAACUCCUUUAUUUUCUGUGUUUCCAUUGAGGGGGAGGAAGACUCUUCCCUGCCUGUAACCUUGUGCAGCUCACCUUUGUGAUCUGAGGGAAGAAUGUGCAAGAACUGAAAAAGAGCAUGAUAGAAGGGAACACAGCAUUUUAAUAUGCAGGGGAGGAAGAGCAAAAACCUAAAAAUAACCACCACCCAUGAUGGAGAGAGUUGCAGAAAACUUUGUGUGUAACAGUAACUUGGAGUAAAUAAAUGUGCAAGAUGAUUCUUAAAUGUUUUAAAUAAAGUAAUGCAUUUUCUCUGAUUUAUGGCCCCUGGGUUACAAGUCAGGUAGCUCUUUGGAAGAUCAAAUAUUUUAUUAGGAUAAGUCAAGUUGGCUGGCUUGCUAAACUUGAGUCUUAAGCACCGACAAUAACAGAAUGAGGUUAGAUCUUACCAAGUUAGACUGUGCAGUAUAGUUGUGUCAAAGAUCACUUGCUGUUUAGUACACUAGUGAAAUUUUUCAGAUGUGAACAUACCAAGUAAAUGCUUAUCCUGUGUCUUUUAGGGUUAACCCUAACCUUUGAUAUUUUUGUGUCUGUCCUCAAGCACAAAUGCAUUAUAAACAAUCUUUGUGACUUGUGUAAAAUAAAAUGUGCUGGAACUUCUCAAAAUCUGUGUUACCGGUACCUGCUGAUUAUUCUAA